This is a messenger RNA of Seminavis robusta, 1207 nucleotides long. The record is from the annotation of a GenBank genome assembly. NCBI's taxonomy places the organism in Eukaryota, Bacillariophyta, Bacillariophyceae, Naviculales, Naviculaceae.
GAGGGGCUGUCCAUAAAAAAUCUUUUCAAUUCUCGGGGUUGCGUUCCGAACUUCGGUUCGCUUAACAUCAACCAAGGCGAUGAAGGAUCUUGGCAAUAGUUGAGAACAAGCUCACAAUUCAACAAGCUAAGAAACAAUUUGAUCAACAACACAACAUUACACAACACAACAACAUGAAACUUGCGUCAUUUUCAGCCCUUAUCUCCUGGACCCUUUUUCUUUGCAGAGGGCACGCAGAGGACGUCAGUCGAGAGCUGAUGGGCAUCCCGGGCUUUAUUGUUACCGUCACAUCUACUGUGGGCUCCAAGGUUGCAUGGCGUGUUAUCGAGAAGGAUGAUACUCCCGCAGUCCAGGAUCCCAACGAGGUCACCAUCGAAUUCGUGCAUGCAACCGACUAUGCAGAUGGCGAGAGUCGUGUUGAUCUCCAAGAGGGCGAAGAGUAUUGCCUGAGAGUCUACAAAGGAAGCAACGAAUGGGAGUUUGGACCCCGAAGCGGCAGCAACACGCUCGAGGUGUUGUGUUCCGACGGCAUCAAACGAACUCCGGUCAAGGACUCGCGGAUCGUCGUGAAUUCUCCGAGCCUUGAAGUGACUUGCUUCAAAGCAGUGGAAGAUCUCUUGUCGAAGUAUCCACCAAAGCUUGUCAGUUGCACUAAUGGUAAUUCGUGGGCCGAAAGAGGACACCUCGUUGCAGCCAUUGGUCCUUACGAUUCCUGGGUGGCAAAAGAUGUCAGCGAGGAAGCCUGGGAAGUAUCCGGUGACACGAAUCUUCCUGGCGAGCACAGCGGCAAGCGUGAUGCAUUUCGCCAUUGCUAUUUCACUUGUCGCUUGACACAAGAGAUUGGACUCGAACAAGCGUUGGAGGCUGGUGACAUUCACGAAAGUUGUUUCUUCCAAACCCAGGAGGACCAGGACAUGGACCUCCACAACAACCGUGUAGGCUCAGAACUUGGAGACGGCACAGACGAUUCUGACGAAUGCAACACCGGAUGCCUUCAAGCUGUAGAGGAUGAGAAUCUUCUUUGGUUGUCUCGCCGCCUUCUUCGCGGCAUUCAGUAAAACAAGCGGAACCCUUGCCCUGGGCACACACAACAAAAGUUCAAGAGAUCAAAAGCCAGAUAGAGACUUGAGCCCGAGACAAUGUCAUUAGUUUAUCGCUUUUAUUUUUAAAAAGGAAUUGAACACGACCGCAGAUCAAGCCUUGCGAC